AUGGUAGAGGAGCAUAACCUUCUGAUUGAGCUGAAGUACAUCCUGAAGGAUUACAAGAGCUCCAGAGCAAAAGUUGUUACCCGGCAUCGCUUUAGGCAACCUGGGUCACAGCCCACCCACGACAGGGGAUGCCAGUUUUUGUACAAACACCUGUGGCAUCAGUCAAUGAAGAAGUUGCAAAAAUGGUGUGAAUGCGGUAGUGAUGGGGACGAGACCGCGUAUGUCAAGUCCGAGACCGAGUCUUUGAGGAAGCAAGUCCCAAAACCUCUCAUGGAGAAAAGAAGGAGAGAUCGUAUUAAUCAAAGCCUAGAAACUUUGAGAUUACUUUUACUUGAAAAUACACACAAUGAGAAACUUAAAAACCCUAAAGUUGAAAAGGCUGAAAUCCUGGAAAGUGUUGUGAAUUUCCUGAGAGCUGAACAAAGAUCAGACACUGACUCUCAUCAGAUCACCAGGGGAAAAAGGGGGCGAGCAGAAGACUAUGAUGAUGAUGAUGAUGAUGAUGUGAGUUCACCUUGCAAACGUCAGAGCUACCGUGAUGGAAUGAGGACAUGUCUCCUAAGAGUCAGUCAUUUCAUAGCAAGCAAGAGCCAUGAGUUUGGACAAGGAGCAGAAAAAGCACAUGCAAACCUUCACAACAAAGCACUGGAGCACUCACUGCAAACACAGCUACUGUCUGCUACUAUGCCACCCCAAAGAGAAACUCAGGUGCACCUCUAUAAUGAGUCAUUGCUACUUGCACAGCAACACCAUGUCCAACUGAACAAUUCUUGCGUGCCAUCUGCCUGCUCAAAGCUUGCACAAAGAACUGGUCUGUCCAUUGAGAACAUAUCAUCAAGUCCUAAACAACCCGUAUUGCUGUGUGACAAUGUGUGGAGACCGUGGCCACAGUAGAAGAACAUGUUUUAAGUCCCUGCACAGACUCGAAUGAUACAGCUGGGUCUGCAAAAUAUCUUGCAUCAUAUGUUUGAUAAAGCAAAAUGAUGAAGAUUAGGAAAAAUGGGACAAACAGACUGUGAAAAGUGUAAAUGUUCAAAAUGUGUAAAUAUGUUGAUUUUGUACAGCAGAUGCCAAAAAUUUAUU
Molecule: messenger RNA, 1083 nt
Organism: Paramisgurnus dabryanus
Lineage: Eukaryota; Metazoa; Chordata; Actinopteri; Cypriniformes; Cobitidae
Source: RefSeq, a predicted model, not a curated record